Messenger RNA from Perca fluviatilis (European perch), 3023 nucleotides. RefSeq names its product solute carrier family 26 member 2 (gene slc26a2). Lineage: Eukaryota; Metazoa; Chordata; Actinopteri; Perciformes; Percidae. The record is from RefSeq and is a predicted model, not a curated record. Gene Ontology annotation, cellular component: membrane. Gene Ontology annotation, biological process: transmembrane transport. Gene Ontology annotation, molecular function: secondary active sulfate transmembrane transporter activity; chloride transmembrane transporter activity; oxalate transmembrane transporter activity. The coding region runs from base 210 to 2396 and encodes 728 amino acids. The transcript is spliced from 5 exons.
UUGUUUACCCCGCGGAAGAGCGGACUGUCAUGUUAAUUUACGUCAACGUUAUACUUUGGCUGAAGUUUCACCGGGCGUCCACGUUGACAACUUGUUUACAAUGGUGCCCAUUCAUAGCUCUGCAGGCAGCGUUGGCAGUUCCUGGACUGAGUUAGCGGUAUAUAGUUAGUCAGACUGUGUUGGACGGACAUUGUCAUAAGGGCUCUAUAAUGAAUCAUGGCGAUGACUGCUGUACAACAGCAGAAGAUGGAGCUCAGAGCGACCAGCAGCAGCCUCUCAUUCUGGAAAGAGUGGAGGAAGAAACGGCCAAAAGCUGGCAAUCCGUUGUGUCACAAUGUCUGAACAAACACUGCUUGUGCACCCCAAAAAAAGCUAAAUCCAAAUUAUUGGGCUUCGUCCCGAUUCUGAAAUGGCUGCCACGCUACCAGCUCAGGGAAUGGCUGCUGGGCGAUGCCAUGUCAGGACUGAUUGUCGGAAUCCUGUUGGUCCCUCAGUCCAUAGCCUACUCCUUGUUGGCCAGUCAGGAUCCCAUAUAUGGUCUUUAUACUUCUUUCUUCUCAUCCAUCAUAUAUGCCCUCUUAGGCACUUCUAGACACAUCUCAGUGGGGAUUUUUGGGGUGCUCUGCCUGCUUGUAGGUCAGGUUGUGGAUAGAGAAUUAGCUUUGGCAGGAUACCUCACAGAAAGUGCCAUCCUCAAUAGUAACAAUAGCACCGUCUUGCUGGCUGGCCAGGGGAAUGGCAAUGUUGGGGUGGGAUGUGACAGAAGCUGCUAUGCAAUCACAGUGGGAGCUACAGUUACCUUCACUGCUGGAGUUUACCAGGUGCUAAUGGGCAUUUUCCAGGUAGGCUUUGUCUCAGUCUACCUGUCCGACUCCCUUCUCAGUGGCUUCGCUACAGGAGCCUCCCUGACCAUUCUCACGUCCCAGUUCAAGUACCUUCUGGGCCUGAAGAUCCCCAGGCCUCAGGGCUGGUUCACCCUUUUUAAGACCUGGUACAGCCUGCUCACCAACCUGAGCAACACCAACAUUUGUGACCUGGUGACCAGUAUGGUGUGUUUGCUGAUACUGAUACCUACCAAAGAGCUCAACAAUCGAUUCAAAGCCAAGCUGAAGGCUCCCAUUCCCUUCGAGCUCUUUGUGGUGGUAAUUGCGACAGUGGCUUCUCACUUUGGCCGCUUCAACAGCGACUACGGGUCGGGCGUGGCUGGUGACAUCCCCACUGGCUUCCUCCCUCCCCAGCUGCCGAUGUGGUCUCUGAUCCCCAACAUUGCCGUAGACGCCUUCUCCAUUGCCAUUGUGGGGUUCGCCAUCACCGUCUCACUGUCUGAGAUGUUUGCCAAGAAGCACGGCUACACAGUGGACGCCAACCAGGAGUUGUACGCCAUUGGCUUCUGCAACAUCCUUCCAUCGUUCUUCCGCUGCUUCACCACCAGCGCCGCGCUGACUAAGACCCUCGUCAAGGAGUCAACAGGGUGCCAGACUCAGAUAUCUGGGCUGGUCAGCGCCCUUGUUCUGCUGCUGGUGCUGCUGGUUAUCGCACCGCUCUUCUAUUCCCUUCAAAAAUGUGUGUUAGCCGCCAUCAUCCUGGUUAACCUUCGCGGAGCUUUACGAAAGUUUACCGACAUUCCCAGCAUGUGGCGCGUCAACCGCGUAGAUACCUCCAUCUGGCUGAUCACGAUGGCAACCUCAGCGCUGGUCAACACAGAGCUGGGUCUGCUCGUGGGGGUUUUGGUGUCAGCCCUGUGCGUCCUGGGCCGAACCCAGCGAGCCCAGGUACUGGAGCUUGGCCGGGCGACCACCAGGGAGCAUUAUGAGGACCUGUCGUCUUACCGCGGCCUUCGGACACAUCCCGGAGUGGCUGUUUUUCGAUACGAGGCUCCAAUCUACUACGCCAACCAGAGCUUGUUCAAAAAAUCUCUCUACAGGUGCGUCGGACUUGAUCCUGUGAAGGAGAAAACUCGGCUUAUGAAGUUCAAGAGGAAAAACAAACAGCAGGGAGAGGUUGCACGAGUCCCAAAUAUGAAAUCAGGGGGUACGGAGGGUGCAGGAAAAGAGGAUGGGUUUGAAGCUGGUGCGACUGUAACCUCAGUACUCUGCAAUAAAUCUUCCCGUAGCUUACGCAGCUUGGUGAUCGACUGCAGCGCCAUCUUGUUUCUAGAUACUGCUGGAGUGAAUGCUCUGAAAGAGGUCCUCAAAGAUUAUGAAGAACUUGGGAUCAAGGUUGUCCUGGCCCGGUGUAAUAUCUCAGUACUGGAUGCACUGGAAAGAGGGGGAUACUACCCAAUCAAAAAAGGAUGGGAUGGAGGAGAAAACAAAAUCAUGUUCUUCACCAUCGCAGACGCCGUCCACUACGUCCAAAGCCUCUCAGCUAACGGAGAUUAUGACAGCAAAUGCUGAAAAAGAUCUUUCUAUCCCAUCAUCUGUGUUUAUGCAGUUGUCAAUCUCACAUAAUCUAAAAGAUCAAGUGCCUUGAAAUACUACUAAGGUGGGUCAGUUUUUUUUUUUUUUUUUAAUACCUGCACCCACCUGACCUGUUAUGAGAGCCAGUCUGCACUGCCAGGCCUGCUCAAAUACGCUUUAAUCAACCAACCAAAGUGCAAAACGCCAACCUUAUGCAUAAUACUAGAACAAUUUCCUAGUAAGCUUGCCUGAACCUGCCGGACCAUCUAUGCUACAUAAUUGCGGCAGACAAUUCUUUAUUUAAUUCUGUUUUCAGUAGUUACAUACUCAAAGUAUUUUUAAAUCUUUCUCAUAGAAAUGUAAGUACAUAGUACUAGUAGUAAUCAGUCCCUCAGGUCUUUUUUUGAGAUUGUUGUGGCCCAAAAUGCCUGAUUUUUUUUUGUAUAGUUCUUUCAAAAUAAAAACAAAGCUUGUUUUGGGGAGAAUAAAAUUACUCUGGGCUAAGUUUUCCUAGUAGCCUUACCAAAAAGGUUGGAUGCUGCAAAUGUUGGUAUAAUAUGAAAAUGGCGGGUGAAUUUAAGACAAAAAAUAAUAAUUUAUUGUAUGAAUCAAAUUUGAACAUAU